CGAAUUUUAAUCAUUAUAUUUUAUACUACUAUAAUCUUUACUAGCAUAAAGAUUGUGGUAGACUCCGGCGUUGUUCGUGUGUCAAAGUUGGAGACCGGACGCUUGAACGGUUACGUUUGCACUUUCAACGCUCUUCCUACGACUUCUUCGUUUUUACCGCUUACGGAGAAAGCAUCACUACAUAAUUGAUUGUCAAACCCCACAAUCGAUUAUUGAGUAUCCCAGAACUCUCAAUCUAAAGCUGCAUCACCCCUUAAUUCCUUCUCAAAAUAAAAACUUGUUUAGACCCCCAAUUUGGGUAUAACAAUCUAUAUCCGUUCCACCAACUUCCAUUUGUGGUUGGUCAUCAAAAAAUGGCGAGCAAAUCCCAAUGAAGAAAGUGGGAGAAACCACGGUCCCAAAGACCCAGGACGAGUUUGAUGCUGAAGACAUCAAGAAGGUGGAGAAUUAUGCAAAGGCCAUCAAUAUGCUAUAUUGUGCGGUCAACCCCGACGACUACCAAAAGAUCUCCUGUUGCACAACCGCCAAGGAGAUGUGGGACAAGCUUGAAGUGACGUACGAAGGUACCGAUCAAGUUCGUGAAGCCAAGAUCGAUUUUCUCACCCAAGAGUAUGAAUUGUUCCGAAUGAAGGAAGGUGAGAAAAUCGACGACAUGUUUGAUCGGUUUUCAAAGAUCAUAAACGAUCUUCAUGCUCUUAAGAAGACAUAUGCCAACAAGGUUCUCGUAAGGAAAAUCCUGUGGAGUCUCAUCCCUGAAUGGAGAUCAAAAGCCGAUGCAAUCUAUGAAUCCAUCGGAGUCUCCAACGUCACCAUCGACGGGCUAAGAGCUCUCAAAGCCACCAAGGAACCGGUGGAAGAGGUCUCAAGCGACAAUGACAACGAGUUUGGACUCGUCAUAAAAAAGUUCCACAAAUUCAUGAAGAAAGAAUUUGAGCAGAAGGGAAGGAAGCACGACGGUCCUCCUAAGUGCUACGGCUGUGGCGAGAUUGGCCACAUCAAGCCGAGGUGUCCAAUGGCCAAGCAUGGCAAGGACAAGUCCGGCUUCAAGAAGCAAAGGGCUUACAUCUCUUGGGGUGGCGAUUCCGGCGACGAAUCAACCGACCAAGAGGAGGACGAAGCUGCAAACCUUUGCCUCAUGGCGCACGAAGAUCAAAGCGACGACGUCCAAGAGGAAGGAAUACGUUUUAAUAAAAACGAAGCUAAGGUUAAAGAAAACGUUGAGCAACCACCUAGACAACCACCUAAGGCUCAACACAAGAGGAGGGCAGGAACUUCCGGGAAAUCCAAGUCCAAAUCCCGGGCUCCUUCGACGACCUCCGAGGAACGCCUCUACUACGGCGACGGGUCGUAUCGUUGGUUCGAUUCCGAGGAGGAGCGCACCCGCUUUCUCACCUUCUUCUACAAACGAGUUGUGGCUCCCUCGCAGAUUGUCCCGGAGCGCUUCCCAGAGUUGCAAUGCUACGACUUCCUCGACGGGCAGCUUCACCAAACCGGCCUAUGGCCGUUUGUCUCCCGGGCUCGGAAGGAGAUGAACCCGCCGCUGAUUCGGGCCUUCUACUCAAAUCUACGGGGCAACGACAUCUCCACCUAUGGCGGAGAAGAUUGUGUCCUCAACAACGAGGGCCUAGUUCUCAGCGAGCUCGGCAUCAACGAACUCAUCUACCAUCCCACAGGCCGCCCCACCAUCCACUCCGCGACUCCCGAGAGCCGUCUCCUCCUCUACAUCGUGGUUCGGAUCAUCAAGCCCCGGAAGCACGGGCACACGAUCAUGUUCGGUGAGGACCUCAAGCUCCUCCACGCGAUCAUGCACUCGGCGCCAAUCAAUUGGGUGAAGUUUGUCAUGAUCUACAUGACAAUCGCCGCAUCUACCGACCACGAUCACCUCCUCCCGUACCCGUUCUUGGUGAUGGACAUCCUUGAACGGUUCAAGGUCACCACCACCGUUGGCCCACUCACCAAGGCCACGAAGCUUUGGACGAUCAGCGCCCAAACCUUCACCAAGUGGCUGCACCUCAAAGUUGACGAGAUGGACGGGUACCUUGAACGGCUCGACGAGGCUAUUCAACGCCAAGGCCAUGCCAUGGACACGUACUUCCAACGCGUCAACUACGUCCCCCCACCGUACCAAGGCACAUUCCUUGGGCAAGUGUACGGUGAAGAGGACGAAGACGAAUUCUCCUACGCCCCGUCAAACUCCCCGGACGAGGAUGAGUUCGACGACUCCAUUGACAGUGAUGAGAUGGACGACGACGGCGAGGAGGAGGAAACCGAAGACGAAGACUAGGCCGCCCCUAGAAUUUCUAUCUCUUUUCUUUCAAUUGUCAUAUUUUUUUUAACUUGCUUCCGUUGUACUCCGCUAUUUCCCAUUACAAUAAAUAAAAGUUAUCUUUUAUCUUUUUGUUAAUGUCAAAAGGGGAAGAAAAGGGUUAUGCAUAU
Cuscuta campestris is the source of this 2436-nucleotide messenger RNA. NCBI's taxonomy places the organism in Eukaryota, Viridiplantae, Streptophyta, Magnoliopsida, Solanales, Convolvulaceae. The record is from the annotation of a GenBank genome assembly.